This is a messenger RNA of Manis javanica (Malayan pangolin), 5683 nucleotides long. Lineage: Eukaryota; Metazoa; Chordata; Mammalia; Pholidota; Manidae. The record is from RefSeq and is a predicted model, not a curated record.
CAAACUACAAAGAAUUACAUGGAUGUUUUGAUACUUCAAUCAAAGGAAGAAAUAGCUCUUCUCCUAAGAUGGAAUCUGUUGUUUGGGAAUGUGGUUAAUCAACUUGAUAUGUUGGCCAAAUGUGCCCUAUCUAAUAAAAUGAAAAGAAGAGACAAGAUGAUAUCAUUUUCCCAUAUUGUGAAACCAAAAACAAAUGCCUUUUGUGAGACCAAACUGACAAACCUCUGAUGAUGCAGAGGUUUGAAGAACUUAACAGUGAGAUAUAGAAGAAAUACUUUCAAGCUGAGACCUGCAGGUGUUUAAAGAUCUAAAAUACACAUUGAGUAGGCCUGAUCAUUUGAAUCUCAUUCAGAUCCAGAAAGGAUGGCUGUGAGUUGGACUGUCUUCUGUCUUUUGCCCUUGACUAUGUUUGUGGGGCAUAUAGGUGGGCACAGUUUGUUUUCUUGUGAACCUAUAACCUUGAGGAUGUGCCAAGAUUUGCCUUAUAAUUCUACCUUCAUGCCUAAUCUUCUGAAUCAUUAUGACCAACAGACCGCAGCUUUAGCAAUGGAGCCAUUCCACCCUAUGGUGAAUCUGGAUUGUUCUCGGGAUUUCCGGCCAUUUCUCUGUGCACUCUAUGCUCCUAUUUGUAUGGAAUAUGGACGUGUCACACUUCCAUGUCGUAGGCUGUGUCAGCGGGCUUACAGCGAGUGUUCGAAGCUCAUGGAGAUGUUUGGUGUUCCUUGGCCUGAAGAUAUGGAAUGCAGUAGGUUCCCAGAUUGUGAUGAGCCAUAUCCUCGACUUGUGGAUCUGAAUUUAGCUGGAGAUCCUACUGAAGGAGCCCCAGUGGCAGUGCAGAGGGACUAUGGUUUUUGGUGUCCCCGAGAGUUGAAAAUUGAUCCUGAUCUUGGUUAUUCUUUUUUGCACGUGCGUGAUUGUUCACCUCCUUGUCCAAAUAUGUACUUUAGGAGAGAAGAACUUUCAUUUGCUCGAUAUUUCAUAGGAUUGAUUUCAAUCAUUUGCCUCUCUGCCACAUUGUUCACUUUUUUAACUUUUUUGAUUGAUGUCACAAGAUUCCGUUAUCCUGAAAGACCUAUUAUAUUUUACGCAGUCUGCUACAUGAUGGUGUCAUUAAUUUUCUUCAUUGGGUUUUUGCUUGAGGACCGAGUAGCCUGCAAUGCAUCUAGUCCUGCACAGUAUAAGGCUUCCACGGUGACACAAGGAUCUCAUAAUAAAGCCUGUACCAUGCUUUUUAUGGUACUCUAUUUUUUUACUAUGGCUGGCAGUGUUUGGUGGGUGAUUCUAACCAUCACAUGGUUCUUGGCAGCUGUGCCAAAGUGGGGUAGUGAAGCUAUUGAGAAGAAAGCAUUGCUGUUUCACGCCAGUGCAUGGGGCAUUCCUGGAACUCUAACUAUCAUCCUUUUAGCGAUGAAUAAAAUUGAAGGUGACAAUAUCAGUGGCGUGUGUUUUGUUGGCCUCUACGAUGUUGAUGCAUUGAGAUAUUUUGUUCUUGCUCCCCUCUGCCUGUAUGUGGUAGUUGGGGUUUCUCUCCUCUUAGCUGGCAUUAUAUCACUAAACAGAGUUCGAAUUGAGAUUCCAUUAGAAAAGGAGAACCAAGAUAAACUGGUGAAGUUUAUGAUCCGGAUUGGUGUUUUCAGCAUUUUGUAUCUCGUACCACUCUUGGUGGUAAUUGGAUGCUACUUUUAUGAGCAAGCUUACCGUGGCAUCUGGGAAACAACAUGGAUACAAGAACGCUGCAGAGAAUAUCACAUUCCGUGUCCAUAUCAGGUUACUCAAAUGAGUCGUCCAGACCUGAUUCUCUUUCUGAUGAAAUACCUAAUGGCCCUCAUAGUUGGUAUUCCCUCCAUUUUUUGGGUUGGAAGCAAAAAGACAUGCUUUGAAUGGGCCAGUUUCUUUCAUGGUCGUAGGAAAAAAGAAAUAGUGAAUGAGAGCCGACAGGUACUCCAGGAACCAGAUUUUGCUCAGUCCCUCCUAAGGGAUCCAAAUACUCCUAUUAUAAGGAAAUCAAGAGGAACUUCCACUCAAGGAACAUCUACACAUGCUUCCUCAACUCAGCUGGCUAUGGUGGAUGAUCAGAGAAGCAAAGCAGGGAGUGUCCACAGCAAAGUGAGCAGCUACCAUGGCAGCCUCCACAGAUCCCGUGAUGGCAGGUACACUCCCUGCAGUUACAGAGGAAUGGAAGAGAGACUACCUCAUGGCAGCAUGUCACGACUGACGGAUCACUCCAGACACAGCAGUUCUCAUCGGCUCAACGAGCAGUCACGACAUAGCAGCAUCAGAGAUCUCAGUAAUAAUCCUAUGACUCACAUCACACAUGGUACCAGCAUGAAUCGAGUUAUUGAAGAAGAUGGAACCAGUGCUUAAGUCAUCCUAAGGUGGAAAACCUGUGCUGAUUUUACUUGUCUUGGCAUGGCUGCAACUCUCUGUUACCAUGCUUCCAGUGAGGUGCAGAUUGUGUCCUUUGGAAAAGCAAAUUUUUGCUUUUUAUAUUGCAUCAAACUUGGAACAUCAAGGCAUCCAAAAUGCUAAGAAUUAGAUCAUCGUAUAAAUAAUACUUAUUUCUAGUGUAUGAAGAGAUAAUUAUUUGUCUGGUAAGCAUUUUUAUAAACUCACUUAUUUUAUAUUUAGUAAAAUCCUAAACAUAUGAGACUGCUUUGUAGUGAACUUUCAUAUAAUAUCAUCUAGUCGUGAGAUAACAUUCUCGUAGUUCUGUUAAUAAAACAAAAUUUCAGAUUUAAAGAUAUUUUCUAUGCAAAGUUUAUUUGUCAGGUGAAUAGUAGGAAUUUGUAAUUUUCUUUUCACUAAGUGAAAAAGAACUGUGUUUUUAAACUGUAGGAGAAUUUGAUAAAUCAGCAAGGGUAUUUUAGCUAAUAGAAUAUAAAGAUUAACAGAUGACUCUGACUAGUCUAUUGAAGGCUCUUAAAAUUCUAUCAAAAUAAUCUUCAUCAAGAGAGAUACAGGAUUAGGAUUAGCAAUGGAAUAAAAUUGGAGAUGGACACUUUUUUCCCUAUAAUUUUGCUGUUUAUAUUAUUACGUUUGUAAAUAUUACUUUUACUGGCUGUGUUUCUAUAACUUAUCCAUAUGCAUGAUAGAAAGUGUUUAAUUUAUAGCCAUCUUUUUCCAUGUAGUAGUAUUGAUUGUAGAGAAAUUCAUGUUCAGAUCUGUUCUGUGGAUGCAUGUAAUAAGAUAAGCAUCAUACAUUGCUUUUUUUGUGGUAAACCACAGUUACAAAAUGACAAAAUGUUUCCUCUUUAUUCAUUGUUGUAUUUUUCUACAGUGAGAAGUGAUCUUGCCAAAGCUACCAGAUCUUGGUAUCCAGGCCCCUCCUAUCAGUGAUUUGAUUGUCUAUACUUGCAUUGCCUAGUAGCCAGUAGGCUACAGCUUUUGCCCCUCACUCUUACUUUCAGAUUCUGGAUCAUUCUUUUUUAUAGCUGAAAUAUAUAUAACCUAUAUCCAAAGUGGUGAUUAAUUUGGGGGUAUUUGAAAAUCGUUGUAGCUAAAUGAAGCAUGAUUAGUCUUGCUGUGAAGUAUCUCUUAAUCUUAAAAAUAUCAGCUCAAAAAUGUUUGACAGUUUGUCUUAUAAAAAGUUUAAACAAUUUACAGUAAAAACUGUAAACUUUAUUAGGCAUGAAACUGAUCAGAAAAGAAGGAAAAAUUUUAGGAAAUCCUGGAUGUGUUAUAUAGAAAAGCAUAUUUAAAACAAGCGGUCCUUGACCCUGACUACAUAUAAGAAUCACUUGGGGAACCUCUGAUGCCCAGCAAUCCUGUCAUUCAAAUGAGAAUUGGUAGUUUAAAAAACUUUCCAGGUGAUUCUAAUCAGCCAUUCUGCAGGCUGUUUUAAACCAACUUGUCCUUGUGAUGAUCUGAUGGCAUCAUAUCACAUCAUGUGAAAAUCUAGCUGGACUCAGUGUUAUGUUUAUCUACCAUUACCUGAUACCCAGUUUUUCUCCACUUACUUGUCUAUUAUAAAAUGGAAUUCUGGGCCCCACUCCCAAAGAUUCUUAUUCAACAAGUCAAAGGUGGCGGGGCUUUAAAAUCUAUAGUUAUAAAAAUACUACAAGUCAUUCUUACGAAAGCAGGUAAUCCAAGAAUCACAGUUUGAAAAAUAUUCCAAAUCUAGAGAGGCCUGGCUUUGCCGUAUGAUAGUUUUUAACCUUUAACAAAUCAACUUCUUUGAGCCUCAAUUCCCUUGUUUAUUGAAAUGAAGAUAGAAGAUAAAUACCUACCUCACAAAGUCAAAUAGGGAUCAAAUGAAUAGUCAUAUGCAAGCUCUUUGAAAACUAAGACAUUAUGAAAUAUAAGAGAUUAACUUUAUUGAGGAUUUAAGAAAUUUGAGGGCUAAUAUAGUACAUUCCUUGACAUGUUUAAUUCAUGUAUACUUUUCCCUCCUUUAAAACAAAAAGCACCAAGAAAUUAGAUGUUGUAUAAGAAGCUUUCAUCAGGCACAGAAGGCUGUUUCCUGAGAAUUUGUGGGUGAUACCUGAGGCCUGCGCAGGUACCUGCCCUCUCCCUCUGGCCUGUCCCUCAUAUGCUACCUUCCCGAAGACCUGCCCACCUGCCUCCUCUCCCUAGUCUUCCUUUUCAGUACUUCCACAGUAUAAUGUAUCUCAAGCAUUAGGAAAAGGAAAUUUGCAUUAACUAAUUCAUACUAAAGCGUUAGUGACUAUAGCCCUUUUACUUCUCUUAAAGAGAAAUCUGCAUUAGAAACAAACAUUGCUUUUAGUACAAACUAAUAUCAGUUAAUAGAAUAUUAAGCUUUAAAACAAAGGCAGAAAUAAUUUGUGUUAGCAGGAUCAUUUUGAGGCAAGAGGUAUCAUUAAGUGACCCAACUUGGAAAUCUGCCCCAUCUUUCCCUGAUGUCUGAAAGUGCUGUUUAUUUUCAGUGACCUUGAGGAAGGGAGCUUGUCAUUUGUAUUCAUGGGUCAUUUGAAGCCAGGGCCUCGCUGACCCUGUAUUCUAGUUUAGGGGCUAUAUCUAGAGCAUCCUAGAUAAUCCAUCUCCCACACUAUUCUGUUUCAGUCACAGUGUACCUUCCAGCUAGUCCUGUCUUCCAGCUCUGCUUAUCGAUAAUAAAUUUACAGAUGAUGACUAUCCAUUCUUGUAAAAAAUAUUAAGUCUUUCCUCAUUUACUGUUAUAGAUAAUGACCACCAACCACAUUUUCAUUUUUUCAAAAGAUAGAAAGGGAGAGAGGAUAUUCCCUUUUCACUAUUUUAAAAAUAUUUUUAAGCAGUUGGCACUUGGCAAUUUAGUUUUUCAAACCAUUUUCUGAAUUAGUGCUGAGGUGAUUCUAAAGUUGGUUCUAAAAUUUUAAUCUUGCUCUAUCAUAUAAACAUCUAGGUAGAAAGUGUUUGUGCUAAAGACUUGUAUUUUUGUGGCGUUAAUUCUUCAUGUUUCUUUUUCAUGUGUUUGAAAUUGUUCAUUCAUUUCCGGGUGAGUGGAAAGUUCCUGUUGUUGAGAUCUGUAUAGGGCAAGUACCCUUGAUCAGAGCAUGAACCGUACUUUCCCGUUAGCCGAUGUGCUUCGCUCUCUGCUCUUGUAGAUUUAUUUUGUUUACAGUAGACUGAUGUGAGUUUUUGUAAAUGUUUUUACUUAGCACUUUAACUGUGAGUGUACAAACUGAUUUUAAAUGUAGUGGUUGUAUAUUUUGGUUAUAAACUGGAAAUUUUUAAUAAAAUUAAAUAA